AUAAAACCCGCCCCAACCUCUCGAAAUGAAGCAAACUCAAUUCACGUCUCUCUCCCCCUCGUCUUUCGGCGAAAGAAAAACUCUCCGAUUAUUUCUACAGCGAGAGAAGAAAAGCUUCGUUGCCGCUGACAAUCGCAACCCUUUCGUGAAGCAAUGGCAACACUGGACUCAGAUGUUCCGAUGAUUCCCGCAGGCGAGGGUUCGAGCAGUGCAGGUCCUUCUUCGACCAAGAAGCCCAAGCGAUUCGAGAUCAAGAAGUGGAAUGCUGUUGCUCUCUGGGCUUGGGAUAUUGUGGUUGAUAACUGUGCCAUUUGCAGGAAUCAUAUCAUGGAUCUCUGCAUUGAGUGCCAAGCAAACCAGGCAAGUGCCACAAGCGAGGAGUGCACGGUUGCUUGGGGGGUUUGUAACCAUGCAUUCCACUUCCACUGCAUAAGUCGAUGGCUCAAGACUCGACAAGUGUGCCCAUUGGAUAACAGCGAGUGGGAGUUUCAGAAGUAUGGUCACUAGCACCUUAAUGUGGCGGGUUGAACGUUCUGUGCACUUGCACCACCCGCACUAUCAAGGAGGGUCUCCUCCUCAUCCCCUCGUGUCCAUCUUUAGUCAUGCUUAAUUUGUUAUACUUUGUACCUUGUUAUUUCAACCGUGCCGGUAUAUUUUUUUGUUAAGCAUUCGGGUGCUCAAGUGUCUGAUCUUGGAUUGGAUUCGUUAAGCAUUCAACUACAAAUUUUCAA
Pyrus x bretschneideri (Chinese white pear) is the source of this 731-nucleotide messenger RNA. RefSeq names its product RING-box protein 1a. Lineage: Eukaryota; Viridiplantae; Streptophyta; Magnoliopsida; Rosales; Rosaceae. Gene Ontology annotation, molecular function: cullin family protein binding; ubiquitin protein ligase activity; zinc ion binding. The coding region runs from base 154 to 507 and encodes 117 amino acids. Gene Ontology annotation, cellular component: cullin-RING ubiquitin ligase complex; nucleus. Gene Ontology annotation, biological process: protein ubiquitination; ubiquitin-dependent protein catabolic process. The transcript is spliced from 6 exons. The record is from RefSeq and is a predicted model, not a curated record.